This is a messenger RNA of Colletotrichum higginsianum IMI 349063, 1152 nucleotides long. RefSeq names its product P450 monooxygenase. NCBI's taxonomy places the organism in Eukaryota, Fungi, Ascomycota, Sordariomycetes, Glomerellales, Glomerellaceae. The transcript has 4 exons. The record is from RefSeq and is a predicted model, not a curated record. The coding region runs from base 1 to 1152 and encodes 383 amino acids. Gene Ontology annotation, molecular function: heme binding; monooxygenase activity; oxidoreductase activity, acting on paired donors, with incorporation or reduction of molecular oxygen.
AUGGGGGUCGUCCUCCAGUCCCUCGCUGACCGCGGGCUAUGGGGUAACUCUGGGGGUGUGUACCUGAUGAUUUUAUCCGUUUUCGUCCUGGGAUUUCUGGCAUGGCAUCAUCGCGAGGACAAGCCCUAUCCGGGCUUCCAGCUCAUCGGUAAAGAACGCGGGGAAUGGUCUUACGAGAAAGCGAGGGAGAGAUGGAACAACAACGCAUUCGAGCUUCUCCGGGACGGCUUCGAGAAGGUCCUCUCCCCCUUUGGCCCUCUCGUCAUGCUGCCGCCUAGCCUCUGCGAUGAAGUCCGCAACGACAAGCGCCUUACCUUUACCGGGUUCAUCGACAGGAACUGGCUUGAGGGCGGCUUAUGGCUGACGACUACUCGGCAGCAAUGGCUCACCCGUUACUCGGGCCUCAGCGUCCUCCAAGACGGCCUGAAAUGGGAAAUCAUCCAAGAAGCCCUACGAAAGAACCUCAACCAGGAGCUGGUGCAUUUGACGGAACGAGUUUGUAACGAAACAUCCCUGAUCCUGAGCGAGGAACUCCCGUCCAGCGCCGAAUGGCAGCAGGUUCGAUUCUUCCCCGUCGCAAACCAGCUCGCUGCGCGCCUGUCGACAAAAAUCCUCCUCGGCGACCGCCUCUGCCGGGACAAGGAGUGGAUCCAGGUCGGCAUAAGCUUCACCGGCGUUGUCCUACGCGCCGGGCGUGCGCUCCGCGCCUGGCCCGUUCUGCUCAGACCGCUCGUCCACCGCUUCGUCCCGACGAUGAACUACCUCCGGGGGCAAAUCAAACGAGCCCGUGAGAUAAUGGAGCCCGAGCUGGCGGUCCUCCGACAGGGAAGAGCCCUGGGGGAAAAGGGCGUGGAAUCCCUCUCGUGGAUCGACGACGUUCGCCGCGGGCGGGAGUUCGACAUCGUUGCCGGGCAGCUCUUCCUCACAUUUGCGGCGAUCCACACGACCUCGUCCGUGGUGACUGCUAUGCUCUACGACCUGCUGGCGUAUCCGGAGUACUUUACCCUUCUGAGGCAGGAGAUUGUGCGGGUGUUGACGGAGGACGGCGGUUGGAGCAAGAACAGCCUCUACAAGCUGAAGCUCAUGGACAGCUGCAUGAAGGAGAGCCAGAGGCUUCACAUCCUCGGACCGCGUAAUGCUCCUCCCUCUUGA